AAAUGGCGGGUGUUGGGUUGGACACAAAGAUAUACCCUUCAGACAGGUAUGAUCAGGUCACCUUUUCCCCGGACCAAGGAGGUGCUGCUUCCUCCUCAAUGCCGGACUAUAGGAAAUACCAACAGGAGAGAUUCUAUGACGUUCAGACAUCGCUAACACUCGAGGAGGCUCGUUACUCAGAAAUGCGCAAAAAGAUUCCGGGAUUGGGUCGAAUUCCCAAGGAUCGCUUUCAUGAACAGGACCCGGAUUCAGAAUUUCAAAAGAGGAAAAAAGAACAUAUAACGUUUGUAAAGCAGCAUUUUCGACAAAUAGAAUGCAGUAAAUUUGUGCCAAAACCAAACCAAACCUCAGUCAAGAAAAUAAGGGACUUAAAGUGCCAUUGUGGAGAGGUUUUGUCAGAGCAUGCUGGACUAUCUAAUACUCAACCAAUGAAUAGUGUGCAGAGAGAUAUCGUGGAGGCCUAUCUUAUCCCAGACAGUAAAUUGCGAAGCAUCAUAAAUCGAGAAACACUCUUCAAAGCCCCACCAAAUAAUAUACCUGUAAUUCCGUGGAGCAAAGAGGAAGCUUUUCGGGAGAAUAUUUGUACGACAUUUGGAAAAAUAAGUUUUGUAAACAAUGAUAACCAGUUAGGGGGAUCUAAACCUGCGAAGUAUGUUCGACUGAGUCACAAGGAUUCUGUGGACAAAUGUCUAGAGCUGAUGGAGAAGCAUUGGAAAAUAAUGGAGCCUAAACCCCCGAGUCUGUGUAUCUCAGUGAUAGGAGGGGCAAAAAGCUUCAAACUGGACAACAAAAUGAGAGAAACUUUCAAUACUGGUCUUAUCAAGGCUGCAAAAACGACUAACGCGUGGCUGAUCACGACAGGAUCAAAUGUCGGAGUGAUGAAGGCUGUUGGUAAUGCAGUCAGUGAGGGUCAGUCCUUCUUAUGGGACAAUGACAGAAUCACCCACACGCUGCGCCUGAUUGGAAUCGGGCCCUGGGGAUAUGUGAAGGACAGAAAGAUGCUGGAGAGUGAUGGAAAUGGUCGUUUUCCUGUGCAUUUUCAAACCAGUAAUGUAAUUAUUCAUGGUAAACCUGUCCCCCUGAAUCCUAACCACACUCACUUUGUGUUUGUUGAUGACGGAGUCAGAAAUACAUACACCGGGGCCUCAGAGUUUAGGGCUCAGUUUGAACAGAAAGUCUCCAAGCCUACAGAAGCCGGAGGUUUAGGUAUUCCCGUUGUUUUGGUGAUCUUGGAGGGAGGAACGGAUGCCAUCCAUGAUGCGAUGGUGACCCUAGCACACAAAAUUCCCGUCGUUGUCUGCUCUGGAACUGGGCGAGCAGCUGACAUCUUAGCUUAUGCCUACUCUCACACUCGCAGCAAUAAGGGAGAACUGAAACCCAAACAUGAAGAGAAGUUGAAGGAGAAAAUAUUUGAUGCUUAUGGAGAGAGAUGGAAGGAAAAGGAUAUUGAGGAAAAUCUAGAGAAACAUUUGAGGAAUGUGAAGAAAUGCAUGGAGCAUAGAGACUUGAUCAACAUUUUCCCGAUGAACAAGCAUGAAGAUUUGGACAUCGCCAUUCUUACAGCGUUACUGAACUCUAAAGCAGGAGAGGCUUCAGAUAAGAUUCGGCAGAACCAAUUAAAGCUGGCCUUGACCUGGGACCGGGAUGAUAUAGCUCAGGAGGAAAUCUUCAGGGAAGACGUGUUAUGGCCAUCUGGGAGUUUGGAUGAUGUUCUAAUGGAGGCCAUACUGGAGGAGAGGGUGGAGUUUGUGGCCCUGAUUUUACAGCAGAAUGUGGUGAUGAAGGAGUUCCUGACCACAGAAAGACUGCAGACACUCUAUGAAAUGUCUCUGGCAAGAACAGACAGCAUUCAUCUCCGAAAACUGAUGGAUCGUACGAUACACACAAGAACAUUUACUUACGACAACCUAGCCCGACUUAUGGAGUCUCUGAUGGACAAAUACGACCACAACAUUGAGGAGGACAAUGUGGACGAUACUAACGGAGUGAAGUUCAUCCCGGUCAAGAAGAAGGGUCAGAGACAGUUUAAAUGGCCGUAUAAACAGCUGAUGAUAUGGUCUAUACUCAUGUUAAGACAAAAGUUGGCCAAAUUUGCCUGGCAGAUGGGGAGUGAACCUGUUACAAGCGCUGUGGCAGCCUCCAGGAUUUACGGAAGUAUGGCGGAGCACAUCCAUCGUAAUGAGUCUGCUCUAAAGGAAAGAAUCAUAGAGUACAAAGAUGAAUUUGAACACCUAGCUAAGAGUGUCCUUGAUGAAUGCCACGUUAAACACCAAGAAAAAGCCAUGAUGUUGGCCGAGAGGAAAUCGCCGACUUGGAGUUCAAUGACAAGUCUACAGAUCGCGGCUUCAGCAGUGAACAGGGCAUUCCUUUCGUCAGUGGCAUGUAAAAAUUCUAUAGAUAACAAUUGGAACCGAGGCAUUCAAGUCAAACCCAUUAAGGUGCUAGUGACCGUGUUCUUCCCUUUUCUUUUGUUCUCGCCGUUUUUGGAGGUGAACACAAUGGGGGAGAAGACUGCAAAAACAUCCCAGAAAAUCCUGACGUUUUACACAGCUCCCAUCACUAAGUUCACCCAUUACUCUAUCCUGUACAUGUUUUUCGUGGCCUUGUUUACCUAUUAUUUGUUGGUGGACUAUCAGUUUUAUUGUAUCACAUGCAUAGAAAUUGUUUGCAUGGUGUGGAUUAUCACAUUCAUUGUGGAUGAACUUUACACACUUCUGACUUUCCCGUCACCAACGUUUCACGGCAAGAUACGUGACUGGUAUGGAAUUCUUAAGACAGUGGACAUGUUAAAUUUACUCCUGGCACUAGUGGUGUUUAUCAUCAAAGUGGCUUGCAAGGAAACUUAUGCUUAUGAGGCCAAGGUGAUUUUGUCCAUGAACUGCAUCAUCUUCUAUCUACGCAUCAUGAAGUUGUACACACCCAACAACAGUCUGGGACCUAAGCUGGUCAUGAUUAAGAUGAUGUUUGAAGAAUUGUGUAUGUUCCUCUUGCUUGUGGUUGUCUUUCUCUUUGCUUAUGGUGUCGCCAGCCAAUCACUUCUAUACAGACAGAGAGAAGCAUCAUGCACAUGGGAUAUCCUAAUAAUCCUAAAAGACAUAGUGUUUUAUCCGUACUGGGAGCUGUAUGGAGAACUGGAAUUUGAUGAAUCUACGGCAACUAAUCACACCUGUAUAAGAAAAGCUUCUCAGCUUAAUCCCGAGAGGUCACGUGUGGUGGAACUGGCAAAAUGUAAGAAGGACUACUGGCUUGUUUACAUCCUGUGUGCCGGCUACCUUCUCAUGGGGAAUGUUCUACUCUUCAAUCUUCUUAUCGCCAUCUUCAACAAUAUUUAUAAAAAGGUUGAGCAAAGAUCGAACGAGAUUUGGAAGUUCCAGAUGUACUUCCUCACAAUGGAGUUUGACAACAAGACGGCCUUGGUACCGCCCCUCAGUAUCAUCCCUCACCUGUACCUCUGUUUUAAGUGGCUGGCCAGGAAAACCUGCUGUAAAAAGAAAUCCAUGGGUGUACAGUUCACACAGAGACACCUGGAAUUUCUACAACUUUUUGAGAAAGAGGAAAUGGCCAACUAUCUCAGACGAAUUAAAUCAGAGCAUAGAGAUUCAACAGAAUCUAAACUACAAAAACGGGUAGAAGAGCUGUUUAAAUUGGUGGAGGAGGAACUGACCGCUGACCACGGAGGCAGUUCUCUUAAUCAGACGUUAAGUGCCACACAGACGGUCAAAAUGGCCCGAGAGACUACACUAGAGUCUUGUCCCCUGGAACCCAGUGGUUGGCCUAGGACUGAAGCUGUCCUUGACUAUGCUAAAAAUUUGGAGGAGAAAGAGGAGCAGAAAACGAAAGGAGAAGCAAAGGAGGAUGUUGUUGAUGAAGAUCAGGUGAAGAAAGAGAAGAAGAAGAAACAUAAAAAAGAUAAGAAGAAGAAAAAGCAGCAAGAGGAGGAAAAAAUAAUAAACUUGGAUCAACAAAAUAACGCCAAACCAGAAAGUGAGGCUUGGAAAGAUAUGGCUAGCCUUGCUUCGAAUUUGUCUCCCCGACUGACCAAGUCGCCAAUAAGGGGAGGUCCAGACUCUACUCCCAAGAAUCUGUUUUUACAACGUCAUCAGACAACACAAAUUAAUUUGUCUGAUGAUUCCUUUGACAGUGAUGAUGUACAACCCCAAGUUCCGGAUUCGUCUAAUAUUCUAAGUAUGCCUAGGAGAACAGGGUCUAAUAUACAGGCAAGUGAUUCCGAUUCUGACAUGCCUAGAAGACUGCGGUCAAAGAAAUCGCUCCUUCGGGUAGAAAGCAGUACAGAAGAUGAAAGGCGUUCUAAAAAGAGGAUUUUUAAUCGACGACGAAGUCGGCAACUGUCCGAAUCGGAUUAA
Molecule: messenger RNA, 4364 nt
Organism: Saccostrea echinata
Lineage: Eukaryota; Metazoa; Mollusca; Bivalvia; Ostreida; Ostreidae
Product: transient receptor potential cation channel subfamily M member-like 2
Exons: 25
Coding region: 3-4364 (1453 amino acids)
Biological process (GO): monoatomic cation transmembrane transport
Cellular component (GO): membrane
Molecular function (GO): monoatomic cation channel activity
Source: RefSeq, a predicted model, not a curated record